AAAACGACAACCUCGUAUCUGUGUCUUCGCUGGCCCGUCUAGAUCCAGAUAGUAAAGUUAAAGUUGGAUAAAGAGUUAAAAGAAAAAGACUUGACUCUUCCUCAGAGCUUUGAAGUCUUUGAAGCUAAGUAAAGGUCCUCUCAAUCUGGUGUUAGAUUUCCAAGCAUCUUUGCCGUUUGAUUGAGCAACUUGUUUUGGGUUAUGGAUUAUGACUCGGAUGAUGCUGUUACACUCAAAUCGGAUGGAACUAAUUAUCUACUAUGGACAUAUAUGAUGCGUAAUUUCGAGAUUGAAGGAGAACUGUGGGACUAUGUAAGUGGGUCAGCGACUCGUCCUGACCCCAAAGAUAAAGAUUACAUAAAUUUGAUUAAGCAUUGGGAAUCUAUGAAUUCAACGGCUCUGUAUAUUAUCAACUUUUAUGUUGAUAGUUCCCUUAAGAAACGUUUGGAUCAUAUUAAGUCUGCUAAGGAUGCAUGGGACUACUUGGCAGGGUUGUAUGCCCACGGUGGUGAGUCGAAUUUUGCUAAAAAGUAUCGGUUGGAGAGGGAGAUUGAGGGUGUGAAACAAAGUGGUUUUCCCAUUGCUGGAUUAUAUCGUCUUAUGCAAUGUUAUUGGCUGCAAUUAGAUGAGAUGGAGCCAAAGGAAUUGAGUGAUUUAGAGAGUUACAAGAAAUACCGUGAAGAGUCUCGGUUGGUUCAGCUUCUCAUGGCUUUACCAGAUAAAUUUGAGGAUAUUAGAAAGUCUAUGAUGGAACGUUCCCCUCUACCAACUGUUUCUGAAGCUGUGCAAGAGUUGCAAACUGUGGAGCGUAGACUAACAUAUGAUCAAUUUUCAUCUCUAUCAUUAGAUGACAAAGAUUGUCCUGCCAAGAAGACCAACAAUGAUCAGACAAAGAGAAGCAGACGAAGAAAAAAGGAUUCUCCCCAAUCAACCAGCUCUUCGACGCCAGGGAGUGGCAAAUAUCAGCCUCCGUUCAGAAGAGAGGGAAAUUGUUCGAGCAUGGUUUCAAGUGCAGUGAAAAUUCUGAGUUACAAUGUGUGGUUCCAAGAUUUGGAGAUACAUAAGAGGAUGGAGGCUCUUGGUGAACUUAUUCAAUUGCAUUCUCCUGAUGUCAUUUGUUUCCAGGGGGUUACACCUGAUAUAUACAACAUUUUUAAGGUAUCAAGCUGGUGGAACUCAUAUAAUUGCUCAGCUUCACAUCAAAUGGCCAGUAAAAGAAGAAAUUUCUGCAUGCAGUUGAGCAAACUUCCAGUAAAAUCCUUUAGCUGCAAACCGUUCAGCAAUUCUACAAUGCUGAGAGAACUGUGGAUGGCAGAGAUUGAAGUGAGGGGGAAAUUGUUGACUGUGUCCACAAGCCAUCUUGAGAGCCCCUGCCCUGCCCCUCCUAAAUGGGAUCAAAUGCACAGUGAGGAACGUAUAGCUCAGGCAAAGGAGGCUGUUAACUUUCUUAAGAAAUUUCCAAAUGUGGUCUUUUGUGGUGACAUGAAUUGGGAUGAAAAAUCGGAUGGAAAGUUUCCUUUAUCUGAUGGAUGGAUUGAUGCCUGGGCAGAUCUAAGGCCCGGUGAAAGUGGAUGGACAUAUGAUACUGUGUCUAAUCCAAUGCUGUCUUGGAACCGGCCUUUGCAAAAGCGGCCAGAUAGAUUUAUUUGCAAUCUGUGUGAUUUCAAAUUAAUUGCAAUCGACAUGAUAGGAAUGGAGGCUAUACCUGGAGUGUCAUAUAUGAAGGAGAAGAAGGUAAAAAAAGGGGUACAAAAGUCGAUGCUUCCUGUAUUGCCUAGUAAUCAUUAUGGCUUGCUCUUAAGGGUUAAUAUCCAGUAAAUUAUUGGCCUGGCAUGAUAACACUUUUAAAAGCUAGGUGUUUUGAGUGUUUCCAUUGCCCCUCCAAAAAAGAAAGAAAGAGAUGCUAGGUGUGUCAUUACUAUGGUGUCCACCAUCCUGCAAACUCUUGUAUUAUAUUGAUGUGUGCAGCUUCUGUAAUCCUGUGAUGCUCCUUAAUUGUUGUGUGAAGUUUCUGCAUUACUUCAAAAAAAAAGUUUGGUUUGUAUUGUAGGGCUUAUGAUGUUUAGAAGUUUACGCUGGUGUACUGUCAUAGUGGUAUGGGAAAUGAUUGUUACAGUGUGUUGAUAACACUACUGCCGCACCACUACUAGUCUAAUGCUACAUUAUGUAACUGUAGUUGCAUUUCUUUUCCCCUUUGUAUUGUAAAUCGUGUUGAAUGUAUGUGUUUUUUACUAUGA
This is a messenger RNA of Quercus robur (English oak), 2237 nucleotides long. RefSeq lists its product as uncharacterized. Gene Ontology annotation, molecular function: single-stranded DNA binding; 5'-tyrosyl-DNA phosphodiesterase activity. The record is from RefSeq and is a predicted model, not a curated record. The transcript has 6 exons. Gene Ontology annotation, cellular component: cytoplasm; PML body. Bases 202 to 1818 code for a protein of 538 amino acids. Lineage: Eukaryota; Viridiplantae; Streptophyta; Magnoliopsida; Fagales; Fagaceae. Gene Ontology annotation, biological process: double-strand break repair.